GACAAAUUGAAAAUCAUGGCUGCGAAGCCCAAACUUUAUUACUCCAAUACAAGAGGCAGAAUGGAAUCUGUGCACUGGCUGUUGCCUGCAGCUGGGGUGGAGUAUGAAGAAGUGCUUUUCAGAACAGCUGAAGAUUUUGAGAAUUUAAUUAAGGGUGGAAAACUAACGUACCAACAAGUGCCAAUGGUUGAAAUGGAUGGAAUGUACAUGGUACAAACCAGAGUCAUCCUGAAAUACAUAGCUGCAAAAUACGACCUGUAUGGGAAGGACCUGAAGGAGAGAGCACUGAUUAACAUGUAUACGGAUGCCAUCUCGGACCUGAUGUUUUUGACCAGGGAGUCUUAUUUAAAGCCACCUGAAGAAAAGGAGAAGGAGAUUAAAGUUAUCCUGGAGAAAGCCAAAAGUCGGUAUUUCUCUGUCUUUGAAAAGGUUUUGAAAAACCCCGGACAGGAUUAUCUGGUUGGCAACAAAUUUAGUUGGGCCGACAUUCACCUGCUGGAAUUUAUUUUGAUGGCAGAAGAAUUAUGUGCUACUGCGCUCUCUGAAUUUCCACUGCUGCAGGCAUUUAAAACAAGAAUCAGCAACAUCCCUACAAUUAAGAAAUUCCUUCAGCCUGGUAGUCAGAGGAAACCCCCACCAGAUGACCACUAUGUGACUACUGUGAGGAAGAUUCUACAGUUUUAAUGGCCAAGGGUAGGUCAAUUAGGGAAUGGAAAGAGAUUCAGCUCAUGAAUCAGAAGAUAUGGAUUCAAAUCCUCCCUCUGAUGCUUGCAACUUGUCCCUGGCCUUCACUUUCCUCAUCUGUAAAAUGAAGGGCAUGGAUUAUGGUCCCUUUGAGCUCUAUAUCAAUGACUAUGAAGUAAAGAGUAUAAAGAUUUUAGCCAUAUUAUCAUUAAUAGCACAGGGUCAACGUCAUAGUGGAUAGCCGAAGCCUAUCUCUAGAUACUAAAAAUAAAAUGUUAGAAGAGUACAAAACUAAUGAUGCCAACAAAUGCAAAGCUGAUUAAAUUAAUAAUAUCUUUGUGGUGUA
Messenger RNA from Trichosurus vulpecula (common brushtail), 1030 nucleotides. RefSeq names its product glutathione S-transferase A4-like. Gene Ontology annotation, molecular function: glutathione transferase activity. Lineage: Eukaryota; Metazoa; Chordata; Mammalia; Diprotodontia; Phalangeridae. The transcript is spliced from 6 exons. Bases 16 to 684 code for a protein of 222 amino acids. Gene Ontology annotation, biological process: glutathione metabolic process. The record is from RefSeq and is a predicted model, not a curated record.